Fusarium pseudograminearum CS3096 is the source of this 1665-nucleotide messenger RNA. RefSeq lists its product as uncharacterized. Bases 1 to 1665 code for a protein of 554 amino acids. Gene Ontology annotation, molecular function: 1-alkyl-2-acetylglycerophosphocholine esterase activity. The record is from RefSeq and is a predicted model, not a curated record. The transcript has 2 exons. Lineage: Eukaryota; Fungi; Ascomycota; Sordariomycetes; Hypocreales; Nectriaceae.
AUGUCCUACCUUUCACGCCUGAGUCCGAUCCCAGCCUUCCCCGAAUACACGGGCCCUUACAAAGUCGGCACCGUCGAUGUCGAGAUCCCCGUUUCCGAACUCGAAGCCCCCAGCGCCGCCCCCGAGGGUUCUGACAAGAUCCAGACCGUCCAGUAUCGCAUGUUCUACCCAGCCGUGCCCGAAUCGAACGAGAAGCGUAUCAGCUGGUUGCCGAACCCUCAGCGACAGCAUUUGGUCGCCUAUACCAAAUUCCUGGGUCUUGGUCCCAUGCUGUCCGAGUUUCUUUCCUUUCUCCCACGACAUCUCCAUUACACUACGAUCCCUGCCCACAAGAAUGCGAGGCUCCUCGAAUCUUUGACUGAGAACAAGCGAUGGCCUACGAUGAUCUUCUCUCACGGCCUGGGAGGCUGCCGAAACUCCUACUCCUACAUCGCCGGCUCUCUCGCCUCUCAUGGCAUCGUCGUAAUCUGCCCUGAGCACCGCGAUGGCAGCGCUGUUGCCAGUUUCAUCCGCGUACCCGAGAAGCAAAACGAAACAAUCACAUCCAACAACCGAAUUCAAGUUCAUUACGAAAAGAUCUCGCACGAUGUCAGCCCUGAGGUCUACCAGGCCCGCGAAGCCCAACUCCGAAUUCGAUGCUGGGAGCUUGGCCUUAUUCACCAAGCUAUGCUAUCUGUUGACCGUGGCAACAAAUUGACCAAUCUGAACCGAUCUACGCUCAGCCUUGAUCAAUUUGUCGGCCAAUCCAACAUUCACGAGCCUGGCAGCAUCAUCUUUGCCGGGCACAGCUUCGGAGCAGCCACUGUCACGCAACUUAUGAAGAGCACGUAUUACGCUGGUGUUCCUGAAGUUGCUGCUAUCGAAAAGCCCAUCUUCUCUCCUGCUGAGGGCAGCGACAUUAAGAAGCAGAUCACCGAGAAGACUCUCACUAUGCUACUCGACAUGUGGUGCAUGCCCUUGAUGGCUCCCAACUCGAAGCCACUCUUCGAUCUGCCUCUGCCUGUCUAUGCCGACAAGCCUACUGCCCCCGGUGGCAAGGCCAUCUUGGCAGUUGAAUCCGAACAUUUCUUCAAGUGGAGAGAUCACCUCAACCUGAAGGCUCGUAUCCUGAGUCCUGAUCCCACUGCCCAGGUCGUGGCUCCUCAGCUAUUUGAGAGACCUAGCGGAAUCAAGAUGUCGGAACCAAACUUCUUCUACGUCAUCAACUCUGCUCAUUUGAACCAGUCCGACUUUGGAAUCUUGUUCCCGUGGUUGACCCAGAAGAUCUUCAAGGCAGAGCAGCCUGAACGAGCACUCCGUCUCAACCUCCGCGCACAACUCCAAAUGCUUCGUGAGAACAACGUUCCUAUCGGCCGUACUUUUGAGGGAGACCUCGUAGACGGAACGUCUUUUGACAAGCUCGAAAAGUUCAACCAAGAAAAGGGUGAUCCGUGCAAGGACGGUAUCAAUGACGACCAGGCCAUCUUCGAUACGAGCGGUAACAACCCCGUCGGUUUCUGGCGAUGGAUCGACAUCAUUGGCCUCGGCGAUACUGGCGAUAAAAAGACGACCGAGAAGAAGGUUGAAGAAGGCGAAGAGGAGAUGAAGGGCGAACUUGACCCCGGUGAUGAAGUGCCUGGAGCACCACCCAGCAUCACCCGAACGAUGAGCGCUACCGCGGCAUGA